GUUCCGCGCGCCGGCCUGGCCCGUUGCUCGCUCCCGGCGGACACCCCCGCCACCGCGCCCGCGGAGCCGCUCGGGCCCGCCGCGCCAGCCCCGGGGCCCGCCUGGCGCAGAACCGGAGUCUUCUCUGCAUUACUAUCGGCAUUACCUUCAAGUUCACUUUUUCCACCCCUCCCGGAGCCGGCCUCCCCCUCCCCGCUGGAAUCUGGCGGCUCCGCUCGCAUCCUCCUCGUCGCCCGUGGCACAGAGAGCUGGCCGCGAGGCGCCACGACCGCGCGCGGCCCGGGGUGGAGGGGCUCGGCGGCGGGGGAGGGCGCGGGCACAUCCGGCGCGGGGGUGCCCAAGUUGCGGCGGAGCUGGGACCCGCCACCGCGGCCCCCGCGCGGCCAGGGCCACCGUCUGAGCGCCAGCCUCGCCCCCUGUCCGAGAGCAGCCAAGGCUGGAUACAUUUUUAAAAAGCCCAACUGCAAACAACUCUGGCGAUGCCAAAAUUUCCCUCCGAGUGACAGGGCUUGGGAGGAGGCUGCCUCCGGCUGUGCUAGCUCUCGGGUCGCCUGUGCCUCCUUGGAGACUAAGAAAGACUGUGCACUGGCGAGAUUGGAAAUUAGUGGGAAAGCUGCACUCAACUCUACCGUGACCUCAAACUCUGUGGACCGGUUUAAAGAAUAUCUACAUAUUGGAAGCAAAGUCGUGGUCAAGGAAGAUCUGCAUCGGAGGAUGGAAGUUUUCCCCUUGCUCUUAUUUCUGUCCCUCUGGUGGUCUCGAACCUGGGACCUGGCGACCGCUGAUUCCAUCAUCCACAUCGGAGCAAUUUUUGAUGAAUCUGCUAAAAAAGAUGAUGAGGUAUUCCGCACAGCAGUUGGUGACCUCAAUCAGAAUGAGGAAAUUCUUCAGACUGAGAAAAUCACAUUUUCAGUGACAUUUGUUGAUGGAAACAACCCUUUCCAAGCUGUUCAAGAAGCUUGUGAACUUAUGAACCAGGGCAUCUUGGCCCUAGUCAGCUCCAUUGGUUGCACAUCAGCCGGAUCCCUCCAGUCUUUGGCAGAUGCCAUGCAUAUCCCACACCUCUUCAUUCAGCGCUCAACAGCUGGGACCCCAAGGAGUGGCUGUGGGCUCACCCGGAGCAACAGGAAUGAUGACUAUACUCUUUCAGUUCGUCCACCUGUCUACUUAAAUGAAGUCAUCCUGAGGGUAGUCACAGAGUAUGCAUGGCAGAAAUUCAUCAUCUUCUAUGACAGUGAAUAUGAUAUCCGUGGAAUACAGGAGUUUUUGGACAAAGUAUCUCAGCAGGGAAUGGAUGUUGCCCUUCAAAAGGUGGAAAACAACAUCAAUAAAAUGAUCACCACCCUCUUUGACACCAUGAGGAUAGAGGAGUUGAAUCGCUACCGAGACACUCUUCGUAGAGCCAUCCUUGUUAUGAAUCCUGCCACAGCCAAAUCCUUCAUAAGUGAGGUGGUGGAGACUAACCUGGUUGCUUUUGACUGUCACUGGAUCAUUAUAAAUGAGGAAAUAAAUGAUGUGGAUGUCCAGGAACUUGUCAGAAGGUCCAUUGGAAGGUUAACAAUUAUCCGGCAGACAUUUCCAGUUCCCCAGAAUAUAAGUCAGCGCUGUUUCCGUGGCAACCAUCGAAUCUCUUCAACACUGUGUGAUCCCAAAGAUCCCUUCGCUCAGAAUAUGGAGAUUUCUAACCUUUACAUCUACGACACGGUGCUUCUGCUCGCAAAUGCUUUCCAUAAGAAGCUGGAGGACCGCAAGUGGCACAGCAUGGCGAGCUUGUCCUGUAUCAGAAAAAACUCAAAGCCCUGGCAGGGAGGGCGGUCCAUGCUGGAAACUAUCAAGAAGGGUGGAGUUAAUGGAUUGACUGGAGACCUAGAAUUUGGAGAGAAUGGAGGUAACCCCAAUGUGCACUUUGAAAUCCUUGGAACCAACUAUGGAGAAGAACUUGGCAGAGGUGUCCGUAAACUUGGGUGCUGGAAUCCUGUCACGGGUCUGAAUGGGUCACUGACUGACAAGAAACUGGAGAAUAACAUGCGGGGCGUGGUUCUACGUGUGGUGACUGUACUGGAGGAGCCUUUUGUAAUGGUCUCUGAAAAUGUCUUGGGAAAACCGAAGAAAUACCAGGGCUUCUCCAUUGAUGUUUUGGAUGCCCUAUCUAACUACCUGGGUUUUAACUAUGAAAUUUAUGUUGCGCCUGACCACAAAUAUGGAAGCCCACAGGAAGAUGGGACAUGGAAUGGAUUGGUAGGAGAACUUGUUUUUAAGAGAGCUGACAUCGGGAUUUCUGCUUUAACCAUUACUCCAGAUAGAGAGAAUGUUGUGGAUUUUACAACACGUUACAUGGACUACUCAGUGGGGGUCCUACUUAGAAGAGCAGAAAAAACAGUGGAUAUGUUUGCCUGUCUUGCACCAUUUGAUCUAUCUCUAUGGGCCUGCAUUGCUGGCACAGUUCUUCUUGUCGGACUACUGGUCUACCUCUUGAACUGGCUUAAUCCCCCACGAUUGCAAAUGGGAUCAAUGACAUCUACUACACUCUACAACUCCAUGUGGUUUGUGUAUGGAUCCUUUGUUCAGCAAGGUGGGGAAGUCCCAUACACAACUCUGGCAACUCGAAUGAUGAUGGGGGCAUGGUGGUUAUUUGCUCUGAUUGUCAUCUCAUCAUACACAGCAAACCUUGCUGCUUUCCUCACCAUCACCCGCAUUGAGAGCUCCAUCCAGUCUCUUCAGGAUCUGUCUAAGCAAACAGAUAUUCCGUAUGGCACAGUCUUAGACUCUGCAGUCUAUCAGCAUGUCCGCAUGAAGGGGCUGAAUCCUUUUGAGAGGGACAGCAUGUAUUCCCAGAUGUGGAGAAUGAUCAACCGAAGCAACGGGUCAGAGAACAAUGUUCUGGAGUCCCAAGCAGGCAUUCAAAAGGUAAAGUACGGAAACUAUGCUUUUGUAUGGGAUGCAGCUGUAUUGGAAUAUGUGGCUAUCAAUGACCCAGACUGCUCCUUCUACACUGUGGGGAAUACCGUUGCUGACCGGGGGUAUGGCAUCGCACUGCAGCACGGCAGCCCCUACCGAGAUGUGUUUUCACAAAGGAUCCUGGAGCUGCAGCAGAGUGGAGACAUGGACAUCCUGAAGCACAAGUGGUGGCCUAAGAAUGGCCAGUGUGACCUGUACUCCUCAGUAGAUGCGAAGCAGAAGGGAGGAGCCCUGGACAUAAAGAGCCUGGCCGGCGUAUUCUGCAUCCUGGCCGCAGGGAUCGUGCUCUCCUGCCUCAUAGCGGUGCUGGAGACGUGGUGGAGCAGGAGGAAGGGCUCACGGGUCCCAUCCAAAGAGGCGCCAGCCCUGCAAAAUGAAACUGCAAUGCCUGAAAGAAGCAAUGCUUGGCCAUUAAGGCCAUGUUUGAAACUUGGUGGUAAUACCUGGAAAAACCAGGCAUCCAGCCGUAGCCUGCACCAGUCUUCACAACUAGGAAGGCCUCUUGAUGACCCGUAACCUCUACCAACCCUGGAGCUACUGAGCCUUUACCCACCUCUUGAUUUCAGGACUCAUUUGAUCCUGAGGACCACAAACUGGUGAGCUGCUGUGCUGUCUCCUAAAUUUAAAAUUCUUCUUCCAUUCAAGAAGCUGUCUUCACCAGACUGUAAGCCCUGCUACACUUCUCCUCUUGAAGAGUAGCAAACGACCACUGCUCUCUGGUCCUGAGUCUAGCCUGGACCGGUCCUUUAGCCUGGGAACGAUGAUCCUUGUCCAUCGUGGACUGUUUGCCAAUGUGUCUUGGUGUAGAGCAUCCAAACUGAGGUCCAAGUCUGAAUCACAGCGGUGGUGCCCUCUUGCCCCCAGCUCCGACCUGGUCAAGAAUCACCUGGGUUCUCAGAUGACCAGGAUACAGGGAGGUGUGAAGGACCAAGGAGAAUGUGCCUUGGCAAACUAAACCAGAGAAAAAUAGAACUCUCUUCCAACUCUCACUGAAUCAGUUGUGACUGUGAUUAAUCAUAUUUUGUCAUAAAUUCCUCUCCAUAUUACUAAAAUAAUACCAUAUUCAUAUUUAUGAGAGGUUUAAUUUUCUCCAUGCAAAAAGACAUUGCCUUUACUCAAAGACCAAAAUGUAUACAUUUUACAUGAGUUCUUGGCUAAUGGAGAGCCUCUAACUUGAAUACAUAGAAAGUAGAUUUUUUUUCAUUGUAGACAAGGAUCACUUGGAUGCUAUUCUCUACUUUAAUGUUGUAGUGCUGGUAUAUACCACCCUUCCACGAAGAAAGCUGAGUUUCCCCCAGGUCUAUUCCGUGAAAACAACCUCUUUCCAACAAAAUUCAGAAGCUGUUUAUGAAACAUACAAUGCCCUUAUGAACUUAACUUUGAAAAAGAUCUAGCACUGCACUGAAUUCUGGGAAUACAAUGAGUAAGUCAUGUUCUUGCCUCAAGAAGUUUGCAGUCCAAUGAGGAGGUCAGAUAAGCUAGCCUAGGAAGCACUGUAGCUGUGCAGUGGUAGUCAUGGGAUUGCACCUCUGCUCCUUGAUGCCAGGGAGCCCUGGACAAUCUUCUAAUAUCCAAAAUUGAAAGCCAGCUUGCAGACAUCUUGCUCCUUUAGAGUCCCUGCAAGUUGUGACCCAGCAGUCUCUAGUGGCUAAAGCAUUAGUUCCAAGCCACCCGACUUCUAGACAAGUUAUAUACCUGCUUACAGUGCACUUUUCCCAAUGUGCAAACUGGAGACUCUCCUGCAGUAGCUUAAUGUAAAAAGCAGACUGCCAAGUCAGAAGAUGUGGUACUAAGUUUAGUUCCUGCUAUUUACUAUGGCUGAGGGCAAAUCACUUGCGCUCUAUGGUCUUUGGUGUCUAGCAUUGACAAAUGAAAAUAAAAGCAUUAUCUCCUGUUCCUACCUCAGAAGGUUGUUGUGAGAAGUGAGACUGUACAUGAAAGAACCUUUUAGCUGUCAGCUUUUCAUCACCAUCGGUUUUUGAUCCUUGCUACCAAAUACAAUGCCAGCAUUUGUCACAAGGGCAUACUCUUAUUCUGCCUUUACCCUGAACAAUGGAAUGGUACAAGGAAGAUCGAGGUCAUUACUUCCUGGAUAUCUGGUUUCAACAUGGGAAUGGGAAUGCUUUCCAGAAUGACAAAGGUAAAGAAUAAGGAGCAAAGCCAGGACCCUACUGUCACACUGGCACGCCACCGUUGACACACAGCAACACACGGGACUGCCAGCCUCCUUCACAAAAGUCUGUCCCUAAGGUUUGUGGCAGAGAAUCAAUCCUUGGUUCCAGAAAACCAGCCGCACUGUCGUAGUUCAUGGUAUCACCUUAUCUAUCACUGCCCGAAGUAUCACCAACCUCUCUAAUGGAGCACAGGCCUCCCCAAGUAAACUAAUGGAUUAUUUAUUCAAAAGGGACAAUAAUCCAGAUAAAUAAAGUAUAAGCUGUCCACAACUGCCUGAUCUAUUACAAUUGGACUAGCAGAGAAAAUUUCUAGAUAUGAAUUAAAGCAAGAAAGUGAUGACAUGUUUAUUUUUUUAUCAUUUAAUCCUCACAUCAACUUAGCUUUUAGCAUUAUGAUUUUUACUUGACUACUCUAUCUGUCCAACAGAAUGAGGAUAAGAUUUGCUCCUGAUAACAAGUCUUAGAUAUCUCAUUUAUGUACACAAACAGACACACACACACACACACAUAAGCACACACAUGGGCACAGGUACAUGUAUACUCCCAAACACAGGCACAUGAGCAUACACACAAAUAGGCACAAGCAUAUGUCCAUGCACACACGCAUUCACAAAUAUACAAACACAGGCACAGGCAUCUGUAUCCACAAAGGGCAAAGGCACAUGUACAUCUGUACAUCUGUAAACCCAGGCACAUGAACAUACAUAUCAUAUCAUAUUAUAUCAUAUGGCCGAGGAACAGGGAAGAAUGCCACCAUUUUGAUGUGGGAUGUCUCUCUGUAUGCUGUGAAUAUGUUUUAUUACCAUUGGUUAAUAAGGAAGCUGAUUUGGCCAACAGUCAGGCAAAAUAGGGCCAGGCGGGAAAUCCAAACAGAGAUACAGGAGAAGAAGGGUGAAGUCUGGGAGAUGCCAGCUGCCACCCAAGGAGCAACAUGCCAGAAUCCCACUGGGAAGCCACAGGCCACAUGGCUAUACAUAGAUUAAUAGAAAUGGGUUGAUUUAAAGAGCUAGUCAGUAAUAAGCCUGAGUCAUUGGCCAAACUUUUAUAACUAAUAAAAGCCUCAGGAACUGGUGGGCAGGAGAGAAACCUCCAGUUACACCAUUUUCUUGUCUCUAUGCAUGGCUGACCCUGACUGGACUUUAUUGCUGAUGAUUUAACAUGGAUUCUGGAAUGGUUGAUCUAAUUUGAGGUCACUAUCACUGAAUGUGCCCUAAUCUACCCCAAGAUAACACCCUGAUUCCAUUUCAGUCUUAUGUAGAAGUUUAAGUAGAAGUUAGAAUCUGAUGGAGCCGCUGAUACCCAGUAAUUCUUAAUCAAAGGGAGAGCUUUCCCCUCAAAAUUUCUCCAAAGCUCAUAACAUCUUCCAUGUUCCCCAAGACUAACUUCACAUUUUCUAUCAGUGUCAUCUUGGGUCAAUAGAGCGAUGGUUACGUACAGGAGAUCUGACAGAAUUGUGACCCCGAAGAGUCCCAAACCCCAAAAAGAAAACUUUCCAUUGUCCUCAUUCCUCAAGAUCCUAGAGCAAGGAAGGAAGAAUAUGGGUAAAAAGUUCAUUCGGUGUUAAAUCAUUUUUAGUGUAAAAUACAAAUCAUCCACAAUCUCCUCCUUGCUGUGAGUGACAUUAGCUAACCAAAUACAACGUCCACUGGGCUGAAAAGUCCUUAAGAUAUUGACACUACAGUGUCAGUACCUAAAAUAAGUUGAAAACUUAAAACAAUGUCUUCUAUUAUAGCUCAUACCCACCACUUGCUUCGGGAAUGAAGCCAGGCAGACUCAAAGCAGCAACCACCCAAGGUCAGAGGCAUUGGGCCAAAGGACCCAGCAAAGAGCAGACCUGAGCCAGCAGGGAAAGCUGUCACUGAAAUGGCAGCCAUGCUUACAGAACAAGAUGUUCUACAGAUCAGGGGGCUAAGGAAGAGUAGACAGAUCGAGGCAGGAAGGCAAAUUAAGAUGUUGGAACAUGCAUGGGUUGAGGAAAAGUAGGCAAAGGAUGCAUCACCCACUCCACACAGCGUUUGUCCCACAGUGGUUGUUCCUGUGGCUGCCAGGAUUAUGUCAUAGUUCUUUUCUACGAAUUAAAAUCCUCACUAUUACUGAUGUUGUUUAACAUAGUCAAUCCAGAACAGAAAAUAUUUCCUUAUCCCAGGCAU
This is a messenger RNA of Chionomys nivalis (European snow vole), 7282 nucleotides long. RefSeq names its product glutamate ionotropic receptor delta type subunit 2 (gene Grid2). The transcript has 16 exons. Gene Ontology annotation, cellular component: postsynaptic membrane; plasma membrane. Bases 715 to 3474 code for a protein of 919 amino acids. The record is from RefSeq and is a predicted model, not a curated record. Gene Ontology annotation, biological process: synaptic transmission, glutamatergic; modulation of chemical synaptic transmission; monoatomic ion transport. Lineage: Eukaryota; Metazoa; Chordata; Mammalia; Rodentia; Cricetidae. Gene Ontology annotation, molecular function: transmitter-gated monoatomic ion channel activity involved in regulation of postsynaptic membrane potential; glutamate-gated receptor activity.